GUCUCCCCCACUCCCAGCCCUGCCCGGACCCUGGGCCCGCCGGCCGGUCGCUCCCUCAGGUCCCGAAGGUGGGGCCUUGGCCUGGGUUACCAUGGAUACCAUGUCCCUGGAGCAUCAGAUUCAGAGCGUGCAGCGACACAUCAGCUUCCUGAAAAAGGAACAGAUGGCACUACUUCGAGACCUGCACCUGGAAAUUCUGAGGCUGCAGAAACGCUGCUCAGAACUGACCCAUGACCUGGAAAUGAGAGAAGCCCAAUCUCACCAGCAAGAGGAGGCGUCCCGGGAGCUGGAGAGCAAGUGCCGCGCGCUGGAGUCGCAGCUGGCGGCACGGACCGCCGCCAACGCAGAGCUGCGGCGGGAGGUGGCGCAGCGCGAAGUUCUGGUGUCCGCGCUGCGGUGCAGCCUGCCGUUUCUGAAGCUUCGAGCUCUCCCCUCUCGCGAGGGAGUUCCUCUGCGGGGCUGA
Ictidomys tridecemlineatus (thirteen-lined ground squirrel) is the source of this 463-nucleotide messenger RNA. The record is from RefSeq and is a predicted model, not a curated record. Lineage: Eukaryota; Metazoa; Chordata; Mammalia; Rodentia; Sciuridae.